Messenger RNA from Oryctolagus cuniculus (rabbit), 1480 nucleotides. Its product is annotated as cone-rod homeobox protein. Gene Ontology annotation, molecular function: RNA polymerase II cis-regulatory region sequence-specific DNA binding; DNA-binding transcription factor activity, RNA polymerase II-specific. Gene Ontology annotation, cellular component: nucleus. The record is from RefSeq and is a predicted model, not a curated record. Gene Ontology annotation, biological process: multicellular organism development; regulation of transcription by RNA polymerase II. Lineage: Eukaryota; Metazoa; Chordata; Mammalia; Lagomorpha; Leporidae.
UUUCCUUCUGCCUCUGCAGCCUGGGUGACUCCUGUGCCGUGUGCGGGACCUGGGCCACCAGGGCAGCCAGGUCGGUCCCUGCCUUCGGAAGGCCCCCUGCCCCGGGCCCCAGGGCCCUGGAGAUCAUGAUGGCGUAUAUGAACCCGGGGCCCCACUACUCCGUGAACGCCUUGGCCCUGAGCGGCCCCAGCGUGGAUCUGAUGCACCAGGCUGUGCCCUACCCGAGCGCCCCCCGGAAGCAGCGGCGGGAGCGGACCACGUUCACGCGGAGCCAGCUGGAGGAGUUGGAGGCCCUGUUUGCCAAGACCCAGUACCCGGACGUGUACGCCCGCGAGGAGGUGGCGCUGAAGAUCAACCUGCCAGAGUCCAGGGUGCAGGUGUGGUUCAAGAACCGCAGGGCCAAGUGCAGGCAGCAGCGGCAGCAGCAGAAGCAGCAGCAGCAGCCGCCGCCGCCGGGGGCGCAGGCCAAGGCUCGCCCGGCCAAGAGGAAGGCGGGCGCGUCCCCGCGGCCCUCAGCCGACGUCUGCGCAGACCCGCUGGGGCUCUCCGAGGCCUACAGCCCGCCUCUGCCCGGCCCCUCGGCCUCCCCCACCGCGGCAGUGGCCACCGUGUCCAUCUGGAGCCCGGCCUCGGAGUCCCCUCUGUCCGAAGCGCAGCGGGCGGGGCUGGUGGCCUCGGCGCCGUCUCUGACCCCGGCCCCCUACGCCAUGACCUACGCGCCCGCCUCCGCGUUCUGCUCCUCCCCCUCCGCCUACGGGUCUCCCAGCUCCUACUUUAGCGGCCUAGAUCCCUACCUCUCCCCCAUGGUGCCCCAGCUGGGGGGCCCGGCCCUCAGCCCCCUCUCAGGGCCCUCCGUGGGGCCCGCCCUGGCCCAGUCCCCCACCUCCCUGUCGGGCCAGAGCUACGGCGCCUACAGCCCAGUGGACAGCUUGGAAUUCAAGGACCCCGCGGGCACCUGGAAGUUCACCUACAACCCCAUGGACCCGCUGGACUACAAGGACCAGAGUGCCUGGAAGUUCCAGAUCUUGUAGGAGACGCCGCCGAGUGCAGAGGCUGGGGCUGCCUCCCCGACCCGCGUCCAGCAAGCGCUAGGUCCGGUCCACGCCAGGUGCAGCUUAGCUGCUCCCAGCCCCACCGGGUCCUCCGCAGGGAGCGGCUCCUGCUGCCUGCCCCUGGCUCAGCGGGUGUGGGACCCCCAGCCCCCGGUUGGGGAAGCUGCAGCCGCGCGGACUCGCAGCCGGCCUUGCGGGGGGGGGGGGGCUCCGUUCGUCUCCUCUCCACUUGGGCUCUUCUCUAGCGCACGUUAGGGGUCCUCGUAGAAAUCCCCAGGAUGGACUUGGAAGGCCCGCCGCAGCAGCCCGCUAAAACGCCCCCUGAACGCCCCCUGGGAAUUCGACAGACUUCGAGGAUGGCAGCUCUGUGUCAAACCCCAGGGCAUUCCAGAGCGCUCCUGGGAAGAUGGCAUUCGAAGAGAACGUUU